GGAGCCGAGCGGGCCCACGUUGCAGCCAAGACGGGGGCGAUCGGUCGGUCCCCCCUUUGACAAGGAAAUUUCUCCGUCGGAGAGGGAGCACGGGGAAGAGACGGAUAGAGAUGGGAGAGGCAUCGCCGGAGUCCAGCGGCGCGGCGGCCGGAGGGCCGUCUAUGCCGGGGCCGCCGAGGAAGGGGAAGUCGUGCAAGGGCUGCCUCUACUACUCGUCGGUGCUCAAAUCCCGGGGAUACAACCCCAUCUGCGUGGGGAUCCCUCGCUCCAUCCCCCAAGUCCCGGGCUUCGUGGUGGAAGAGCCUAGGGAGGAGGCCGCGGCGCAGGGCCAUGAUCUGAGACAGUUCAAAUACGCCUGCGCCGGUUACUCCAUGUUCGUCGACGACAGAGACGCCAAAAGCGGCGAGAAUGACGCCAAGGCGCUGUUGCCGUAUUGCCAGGGCCUCGAGCUACUGGUCGACAGCAGAAUGGUAGAGAGGAAAUCACAAGCCGUAGAGCAUGCUUCAGCACGUAAUCCGAAGCCGAAGGAAGGUAUGUAAAGCUUCUUCUACUUUGAUGUUGCAACUACUUCG
This is a messenger RNA of Triticum urartu, 572 nucleotides long. NCBI's taxonomy places the organism in Eukaryota, Viridiplantae, Streptophyta, Magnoliopsida, Poales, Poaceae. The record is from RefSeq and is a predicted model, not a curated record.